This is a messenger RNA of Parasteatoda tepidariorum (common house spider), 2341 nucleotides long. RefSeq lists its product as uncharacterized. NCBI's taxonomy places the organism in Eukaryota, Metazoa, Arthropoda, Arachnida, Araneae, Theridiidae. Gene Ontology annotation, molecular function: protein binding. The record is from RefSeq and is a predicted model, not a curated record.
ACCUAACGUUUUUAGUUUUUUAGUUUAAUAAUCUGCUUUCGUUUUGUAACCAUAACUGGAAUACCAAAAUGAGUUCAAAAACGAAACAGAAAAAGCUCUAAGUUUAAAUCCAUUGUAACAAAUUCAAAAGUAGUUAAUUAGAAGUACCCAUUUUGUUAUUUCCUGGAACACCAUUAUAAUUUGAAAAUGGCACUUGAAAAUAGCAACCAAUGUCAAUCAAAACUGAGGGAGUUGGUUCUCCAAACUCAACAGGCAUAUUUAUCUGAGACAAGAAGCAAUCCAUUUUUGGAUUCAGUUUUUCAUAGAUUAGAAGAAAUUGAUUAUGAUGAAACUUUCUUCAAAGUUGCUGAAGAGCAUGCUAAAGUUUUAAAGGAUGUAAUAAGACAUAAUAAUCAAAGAUAUAAGAAUCUUAAAUUUAGAUCACCAGAAGAAUGUAUAUCUUACUACACAGCUAAAAUAUUUUUUGACAAAAUAUCGCUAUAUCAGAAUUUUUCUUGUCCAUUCAGUAUGAAUCAUGAGUUUCCAAUUAAAACUUUGCCAAUUCAGGCUUUUUUGAAGGAAGAUGUUGAAGCUAGAUCAAAAUUUGAAAAGACUCUCAAGCAAUAUGACAUUCUGUAUGUCGAAGUUUUAAAAACUUCAACUGCACUACAGCUUCAGCCAAUCGACAGUGAAAACGCAGAGUAUGUAGAAUUGCGUAUCAUUGGCAAAGUUAAUUUUAAAGAUAAUAUAGAUAAUGAGUUUUUGUACCAUCUAAAUAGCCAUGUUUUUAUGUUCAAGAAUUUAGAAUUAAAACGAUUGGGUAGAGCUGAAUUUUCUAUUUCUGAAGUUUUUAAAGUUACAGUGUUAGGAAACCCAAAGGUUACUCCUAAAAUUUUUGUGACAACAAAUAUGGAUGCCUUACGAAUUCCAUAUAGUCAAAAGAACUCUAUUGUUUUAGGUGCUGUUCCGCCUAAAGAUGUGCCUUUUGAUCUUACCUCGUAUGAAAUUGCAAGCGAUUUUCAAGGAUAUUCUAACUACUUGCGUAGUCAGCCGAAAUUUUAUCACACGCAUAACUUUAAAAAUGAGAUGGCUUCGGUUGGAUUCAAUUCGUUUUGCAUUCCUGGAGACUGUAUGAUCAUUCCUAGAAAUAAAACUGCAGCCAGUUUGUCUGAAAGUGCAAAAUUAGCUCUGCACGAUGAUGCCUUAGCCCAUUUAGCUAAAGCUAAAAAAUUUGUUGAGGAUGCUGACUUCAAAAGUGCUGAAGAUGCAUUUGAAAGUAGUUUAAAAUGCUGGCCCGAUUUUUAUAAAGUGUAUGAAAUGAGAGGUCAAAUGUAUCUUGACCUGUGCAAGAAAAAAAAUAGAAGAGGAAAAUUUCUUUAUAAAGCAGUGAUAAAUUUUGAAACAGCACUUGAGAUUAAUCCCAGUACACUUGAGUCAAAAAAGUGUUUAUCAAAGAUUUUCAGCUAUGUAUCAAAGAGGUUAGUUAAAAACAAAGAACAUGAUUCAGCAAAAGAAUUAGUACAAACUAGUUUGAAGCUUUUCCUCAAAAAUAAUGAAGCAACUACUGUGCUUCGAUGUAUUGAUAAUGCCACUUAUGUUGUAAUUGAAGAUGAUGCAGAUCUCCAGAUUUUGAAGAUGAAAAAGAAACUACUUAAAAAAGAAUUGGAAAAAGAAACACAAAUGGACUAACAUUCUGAUUCUAUAAAAGAUGAUAUAAAUAUAUAUGACACUGACAUAUAUGAACUUAGAAUUUAUUUAGAUAUUUGUUAGCCUUACUAUGCUACAAUUUACAGUUGAUUAUUUUUCUGUAAGAUUCAUGAAAUGUAGAAUUUUUUAUAAUGAUGUCAUGGGAUAUAAUUGAAGUUCCAAGAACUGUUUCUUUCUGUAAUUAAAUUUUCCUAUUUUUUAAAUGUUACUUUAUAUUUAAGUUAUUGUUUAAAUAUGUCUUAGUUUCAGAAAAACAACUGUUCUAUAAGAAAGAGAUAUCUGUGUGUUAUAAGAGAAGUGCCUCUUUCAUGUUUAUAUGCUUAUUUAAUAAUGUAGCUGAUCUGUUUCAACUGUUUUUUUUUUACUCUUUGUUUAACUGUUUACAUUUUGACAAUUGUUGUACUGUGCUUACCAUGCAAGUUGUCUUUUUUUUAAUGUUAUACAGAGUCAUAACUUUUUUCAAGAUUGAUUAUUUUACAGUGAUUUUACUAGUGCAAUAAAUAUUGUUUUUUUAUGUUAUGUUUACCCUAUGAAGAUUUCAAGGCACAUUUAUUUUGCAAUACGAAGCUUACCUUUAUUGUUUUCUUAUUCAGUAAAGAAUUACUGUGUUACAUGAAAAUGUAAUCUAAUUAGCACAAUAAAUAUUGUCUUUUUA